This is a messenger RNA of Aureobasidium subglaciale EXF-2481, 2527 nucleotides long. RefSeq lists its product as uncharacterized. NCBI's taxonomy places the organism in Eukaryota, Fungi, Ascomycota, Dothideomycetes, Dothideales, Saccotheciaceae. Gene Ontology annotation, cellular component: cytosol. Bases 479 to 2269 code for a protein of 596 amino acids. Gene Ontology annotation, molecular function: phosphoenolpyruvate carboxykinase (ATP) activity; ATP binding. Gene Ontology annotation, biological process: gluconeogenesis. The record is from RefSeq and is a predicted model, not a curated record. The transcript is spliced from 5 exons.
AGGAUCUAGACAGUUUCAUGACGCAGCAUCCAUCGCUAUUACUUAACACACCCGACUUCUUCCCUUGAACCGCUCAGGAGCGUCCUUGUUGCGGUUAUUAAUACACGACUUCAAGCAUUGACUCGAUCUUGAACGAGAAACCAAAGCAAUUGAUUGACUCGUGCUGAAUUGCUCCGAACAAGAGAUAUCAAACAAGCUUGCAUCAUCCGUGUUUGCCCGCCGAAGUCCCCCGAAGCCUACGACCUUCCGGCCCAUUAUCGCAUUUAGUCUCCGCGAAACGGUACCAUCCAAUUACAAACGGUCCAUUGGACGCUACCCAUACUAUUCCGUAAGCCCAUGCUCUCCCUAGGAAGAAAGUAGCGUCAAAAAGGCCUCGGCAGAUCCGUCGGAGUAGCGAGGGUUGUGGGGAAAUCGUAGGAGCUCUGUGAAGAAGUAGCGCAGGAGCUGAUCCGAGGAAAGGCUCAGUUCGAGUACAAAUAUGACCUCGUCGUCCAGUCCUGAAUCUGUCCGACCAUACUCUCCUACUCCUCCCCUUGAACAAGACUUUAUCAGGCAACAGAUUGCCAAACAACAAAAGGGAAACUUUCAUUCUACUUCACUCAAAAUGGUUUCCAGCGUCAACAAGACUGCCCUUCACCCCGGUGGUGUACAACCUCAGCGUGAACACACCGAGAUCGAGGAGGAGCUCCACGAGAAGGCACACAUUGACUACGACCGUGUCGCCAUUGUUGCAAACCCCUCCGUUGCAGCCCUCUACGAGGAUGCCCUCGUCUACGAAACCGGUUCAGCCAUCACUUCAUCUGGAGCCCUUUCCGCCUACUCAGGAGCAAAGACUGGUCGCUCGCCUUCAGACAAGCGUAUCGUCCGUGAGCCUAGCUCAGAGAAAGAGAUCUGGUGGGGACCUGUCAACAAGGAGAUGAGCCCUGAUGUCUGGAAGAUUAACAGAGAACGUGCAGUCGACUACCUCAACACCAGAAACCGCAUCUACGUUAUCGAUGGUUACGCCGGCUGGGAUGAGCGCUACAGAAUCAGAGUCAGAGUCGUCUGUGCUCGUGCAUACCACGCUCUGUUCAUGCGCAACAUGCUUAUCCGCCCUUCGAGAGAGGAGCUGAAGACCUUCCACCCCGACUAUGUCAUCUACAAUGCUGGUGCUUUCCCUGCCAACAGAUUCACCACUGGUAUGACCUCAGCCACCUCGGUCGCCAUCAACUUCGCCGAGAAGGAGAUGGUCAUCCUUGGUACCGAGUAUGCUGGUGAGAUGAAAAAAGGUGUAUUCACCGUUCUCUUCUACGAGAUGCCCGUCAAGCACAACGUCCUCACUCUUCACUCGUCUGCCAACGAGGGCAAGAACGGCGAUGUCACUGUCUUCUUCGGUCUCUCCGGUACUGGCAAGACCACUCUCUCUGCCGACCCCAAGCGUGCCUUGAUCGGCGACGACGAGCACUGCUGGUCCGACAAGGGCGUCUUCAACAUUGAGGGUGGUUGCUACGCCAAGACUAUUGGUCUUUCCGCUGAGAAGGAGCCCGAUAUCUUCAACGCCAUCAAGUUCGGUUCCAUCCUCGAGAACGUCGUCUUCGAUCCCACCACCAGAGAGGUCGACUACGAGGACUCCACUCUUACUGAGAACACUCGCUGCGCCUACCCCAUUGAGUACAUCGAGAACACCAAGAUUCCUUGCAUCUCGUCUGGUCACCCCACCAACAUUAUCCUGCUUACUUGCGAUGCUCGUGGUGUCCUUCCUCCCAUCUCCAAGCUCACCCCCGAGCAGACCAUGUUCCACUUCAUCUCCGGUUACACCUCCAAGAUGGCCGGUACUGAGCAGGGUGUCACCGAGCCCCAGGCUACCUUUUCAUCUUGUUUCGCUCAGCCCUUCUUGGCUCUUCACCCCAUGCGCUACGCUACCAUGCUCGCCGAGAAGAUCAAGGAGCACAAGGCCAACGCAUGGCUCCUCAACACCGGUUGGGUCGGUGCCGGUGCCACCACUGGCGGCAAGCGUUGCCCUCUCAAGUACACUCGCGCCAUCCUCGACGCCAUUCACAGUGGCGAGCUUGCCAACAACGAGUACGAGACUUACCAAACCUUCAACCUGCAAGUCCCCAAGACCUGCAGCAAUGUUCCCGACGAGGUCCUCAACCCGGCCAAGUGCUGGACCGGUACCGCAGACUUCCAGGGAGAGGUCAAGAAGCUCGGCAAGCUCUUCAACGACAACUUCGAGAAGUACUCGAGCGAAGCCACCGAGGAUGUCAUCAAGGCCGGUCCCCAGAUCUAAGCCACUCCUUCCGCUUCCUCCUAGGCGGCAUCUCACCGCCUCUUCGAUGAGUUGAUGAAAUUUGUGCAUACUUUUGGUUCUCUUUUUUGGGGGGUGUUCAUUCACGUUUUUGCUCUUUCUUUUGCGCUUUCAAUAAUACCAGCGCUGCGCAAAAAACUGUACGCGUAAGCUUGCUUUUUUAUUUUCCCGUCACACAAAGGGAUCACUCCUAGAUAAAAAGAAAUCUGGAGCCACUCAAUACUAAAAACACUUUACAAA